Molecule: messenger RNA, 3328 nt
Organism: Rhipicephalus sanguineus (brown dog tick)
Lineage: Eukaryota; Metazoa; Arthropoda; Arachnida; Ixodida; Ixodidae
Exons: 8
Coding region: 234-1040 (268 amino acids)
Cellular component (GO): nucleus
Source: RefSeq, a predicted model, not a curated record
GUUUCGAAUAAGCCCGCGGAUUCCAAAUAUGGCGAUUGCUUGCAACGCAACUUCGUAACUUUUGUCUUACGAUAAUUCCUACGGUUAUCCGGCAAACUUGCGAUCUGGCUCGUGACGAUCAACAGUGAUGACACGCGUGUGCUCCUGAAAACAAUCAAUGAAGUGCACUGGCCGAAAAAGUGAACGGACUGGACAUUCGAAAUACACAACCGAUCGACGCAGCCGAGGCGAAAAUGGCAGCGUACACGCAACUGUUUGUUGUAAACACCAGUCCACAAGGAAGGCGCAAGGCGAAUUUCAGCCGGGCAGAAAUCGACGCGUUGGUCGCGGGGUACAAGACGUACAGGACCGUAAUCGAACGACGAUGUGCGGGUGUCUCCAAAAGUAGGAACGAAGCGUGGGAUUUGAUAACGCAGUCUCUUUUUGCCGUUUCUGGGGUGCGCCGAACAACGGCGGAGGUCAGGAAGAAAUGGGCGGACUUGAAAUCAUUAAACAAGAAAGGAGUCAGCUGCGGCGUUACAGCUGGGAACCUCCUUGCUGAAGCUUCCCUAUUCAAUAAUCGCAACGAGUUUGUAAUAGGAAUGCCCAUUGAAGAGUGUUUGCUCGGCAGCAGCACAGAAGCCCCAAGCAGCACAGGAGCUGAUGAGUCAAGUGAUAAUACGAAUACUAAUAUCGAUGUCAAACAAGAGCCUCCCAGCUCUCCCGGGGAGGCCUUCAGUGAUAACAGAUCAAGUGAUCCAGAGCCAGAACAUGAAGGCAGUGAUCUGCACAAAGAUGAGGAAGUUCCAUGCAAUAGCAGGUCAACCCAGACGAGUGAGCCGAGUUCACAAGACGCAGGCGGUGAAGUAGAAGAAGCAAGCGAGUUGCUGAAAACACAGAAGGAGAUACUUCACGUGCUCAAGCGCCUUGCUAAAGCUCAAGAAAGGCUUGUUCAGCUGAAAGCCUGGAAGUAUGGUGUGAAACUGACUGAGGACGGCAUUUCUGAUGAACCCAACAGGAAAAAUGGCCUCCUAGCUCCAACGUCAGCUCCAAAAUUGUGACCCCAUUUACAGUCUUGUUGAUCAUGUCUUGCCUUUUGACUCUCAAAGUACAAAACUUGACUGUGUUUCAUAGUGUAAUGUGACCUCAUCUGGUGCAUCGCGUUAUGUUAAAGUAGUGUGCAAGAGCUCCUACUUUCGACCAUACAGCAUAUGUUGAUUGGCUAAGCCAGUGGGCCUCUCACUCUAAUUAGGUUUGCACCAGAUAUUUCGCUGUAAAGAUUUACUAUUCCGAAAAGUCAUUGUUCAUUUAUACAGCUUGGCCUUUUGUCCUGUAUAAACAACGCCUGCACAGCUGCCUUGCCUUCACGUAGUUUGACGUCCAUGCAGCCUUCACAAAGAGCCAACAUAUGGUUAUACCAUUUGAGAUAGGCUAGUUUUAUAUAUAUACUGAUUAUGGUAGCUCUAUUACAUACAGAGCAAGUGUAAAAGGUUCAUAAUAUAUGAUGAUUGUUACACGCAGCAUAUCUUGUUGCAGUGUGACCACAAACGGCCUGUAACUAAACAAAUCCUACAGCCUCAAUCUGGAUCAUUACGAAGUAUAUACGUAGUCACACUGAAGGCUUGUAACAUUGUUGCUGUGCUGAAUGUUUGUACAGCCAGUGUACAAAAUGCAUUGGUCUCUUUUCUGCUUUCAUAAGUGUCGUUUACCAUUAGUGUUGAAGUUGUAAGCGGCAUACCUUCCGUUUUGGUAAUCAUGCGUCUAAAGUCAGUGCAACCAGGGUGUCGGAACGAAAUGUUUUUCGUUUCGGUUUUAGUUUCGUUCCACCGCAAAAAGUUCCGUUCCGUUUCUGUUUCGGAACGAAAAAAAAAUGUUCCGUAACGGUUCGUAACGGUUUUUUUUUAUGGAAAAAUUUCAAGUUAAAGUAAUCAUAACGAACAUUGCAUUUGUGAUGUAGAUACUUGCCCUCCUCUUAGGAAAGUGGGACAAAGGUAAAAUACGUUCUUCAGAGGAGCGGAAGUAACUGCACCACGAAUUUAUACCAACUAGCACAAACCAGUAUUAAUUUCAAAGUCAUAGUAUUUAUUUUCUCAAAAGACAAAUACGAAUUUUUUAGUGGGCUCAAUGCUUUGUGUCAAGGGAGUGAGCACGAUCUCAGACACAGCAUGUCAUUGAGCGUACUCUCUGAUGUGCGAAAUCGCUGUUCUGAUAAAAAGAUCGCCAGGCCUGCGCGGAACACGCCGCACAGUCAAAACGAAAGCUGGAAGAGCGGACUUUGUAGAGCCCAUUUUAGAGUCUCUAGAGGCAAUAAUACAAGUACACAUGCAAGGUACCCACUACGCCAUAAAUCAUCCCAAUUCUUCUGAAGUUGAGAAGUUCCCACUAUGCCAUUUUUCGUCAGUCUUCGGAGUCUCGUGGUACACGCUACACAUCUGUAAGGCAUUAUGUGCACUUUGCGCUGGGACUGAUGACGAUAAAGAAUUAUGGCUGAGCACUUUGCAGUGGGUGGGAAGCAGUGUGGAAGAAUGGGUGCCUCCAUUCCAUUUCAAUUCCAUUGCGGGGAAUUAGAACUUGCCGCAAUUCCAUUCCUUUCAAUUCCUCGGAAUGAAAAAACUUAGCCCAUUCGCACUCCGGGAAUGGCCGGGCAGUUCAAUUCCAUUGCUGUAAUUCCUCCACGUAAGAAAGGCAUCUUGAUAGUUUUAUUGAGUUAAGAAUGAAUGACCCAUAAAGCUGAUGCCAUCAGAUGCAUUAAGAACUGCAAGAGUACGCAAAACAGGUUACCAAGGUCGAGGGAUAGUAGCUUGGUUACAUAUCUCGUGCAGUACAACCACCCUACUAAUUCCCAUAGGGGCAGUUCUCCCGCUACCUGUAGUAUUUCCAUGGUCAGCAUGUUUGAAUGAAUGGUGGUGUUUUAAUAUUGUUUAUGCUUAAAUGUGUUAAUGCUAAAAUGACGACGUAGCGUAUUUUUAUGCUGAAAAAAGUAGUAUUCAAGAAGACUAAGCAGUUUUGCCACACGCCUGGAGCGGUUGUGAAUAUGGAGAAAAAUAAGAUUUGGUUAAUGAGGAAUAAGACCCUCUAGAUCUGCUGGUAUUAGUUGGAACAGUGCACCGCUCGGGCACCUUGUGCCUUUGUAUCGAAUACGGAACACUGGGCCGCACUGCUCGUCAGCACUCACGCUUGUCAAGCGCUCCUCGCAAGCAUAGAAGCACUGGCGUGGCACUGUGGUGGAAGACCUGACUGCUACGCAGAGGGCGAGGGUUGAGAUUCCAUCCAAUCCUAGAAAUUUGUUUCUCAUUUAUUUUUUUUAUAUCACGCGAUAGUGGUCACGGACACUGGCGGCGGUGGACAA